Messenger RNA from Symbiodinium necroappetens, 831 nucleotides. The record is from the annotation of a GenBank genome assembly. NCBI's taxonomy places the organism in Eukaryota, Dinophyceae, Suessiales, Symbiodiniaceae.
AUGAGGACGACAACGGCUGAGACGACGGAGCAUAUGUUGCCGUACCUUUCCCCUCCGCGGAGUCUGCGGGUCGCUGCAGACCCGCGGCACAGCUGCCGAUGCCGCCGCCCGCCUGCGCAGUUCGGCUGUGCCAGCUCGCGUUCUCUCAAUGCAGUUGUCUUCGCCUUUGGCAGCCGCCUGGCAGUCAAGUCACGCCGCUGGCCGGGGAUCCAUGCGCCAAACACGCAAGCAUCUGCCGUCUGGCCCGAUCCAAGCGCGGAGCUUCGCGAGGCUGGAGACACAGAGCAGGGGCUCGUGCUGGAGGACUGCACAGCCAGCGUGUCCUUGGACGAGAUGCGCCCCCAUCGGAUGGGUGGCCUGAUCGAUGGCUGGGCUGCACGAUCCUGGACACGAGACCUCCUAGUAGAGCAGUUUGGGCGCUUGGAGUUCCGAGUUCGGCCUUGCGAGACGCUUAAUCAGUACGGCUACGCUGGACCAUCCGAGAGCUACCUAUCUUUGGAGGAGUACUUGUCGGCGGAUUUUGACGGCAGGUCCGUCGUUUUCGAGAACGACUUCGAGAGUAACCGGCACGAGCUUCUGGAAAGUUUCGACGUGCCACCGCUGCUGGCCAGUGUUCAUGGAGCUCCUAUCCUCAGCAUCGGCCGCCAAGAUACGGGCAUCGGAUUCCACAGGCACAGCGCAGCCUGGCUGGCCCAGCUGCUGGGUCGGAAGCUUUGGCUCUUGCUCCCAGGUGGGAAGCGGCCUCCGGCCAGAGCUCCAUGGCAGUACCUGCAGCACCGUCCACCGGGGCUGGUGCCUUGGCGUUCUCGGGUUAGUUACGGUUUCAGGUAG